Exophiala viscosa is the source of this 1890-nucleotide messenger RNA. RefSeq lists its product as uncharacterized. The record is from RefSeq and is a predicted model, not a curated record. Gene Ontology annotation, biological process: regulation of DNA-templated transcription. The transcript has 3 exons. Gene Ontology annotation, molecular function: DNA-binding transcription factor activity. The coding region runs from base 56 to 1768 and encodes 570 amino acids. NCBI's taxonomy places the organism in Eukaryota, Fungi, Ascomycota, Eurotiomycetes, Chaetothyriales, Herpotrichiellaceae.
GACUUCUGUACCUUUGCUUAGGUGUGCUGCCCACCAUUUCGACGAACAGCAGAUCAUGCCUUUACGACUCGCAGACAGUACGGACGCUGCCCAGUCAGCAAUAGAGAAACGCCGAGCUCGAAAUCGCGUGUCGCAGAAAUCAUUCCGGGAGCGUCAGGCUUUGCACAUUCAACAAUUAGAACGCCGGCUGGCCGACACAAGUCGUGAUGAGAGCGUAAGAUUGCGACUCUCUCAAGAGGGAUCCGACAGCCUUCGUAAGGGGCUUCUGGCAGCACGUAAGCGCAUCCGGGGUCUUGCUACCGCUCUCACAAGCGUUGCAGACGACAUUGCCGUAGCUUUGGACUUGGAGGACGGUCCUACUCGGCAGAGCCACAUCGACGAUGCAAGUCCCGCAGAUCUUAUUGACGAAACAAGUGUCGAGAUCGAGGCGCAACCUUCAGCUAUGCCUACGGUCGCAACGCCUGAAAGUCAGUGCCUCCAUAACAUCGAAAUUCAGCAACGCCCUCUCGGCUCAUCAAACGAUUUGCCAGCAUACUCGACUUCUGCAGCAGGUUUCACACAGGAAACAACUAUUGACCCUUACGUGGAACACGGCGGGGUGCUAGAAUUCGCUUGCGAGUCACCCCCAUCAAAGGCGCUAAUAUCCCACAGGCGGCCAAUGGAAGAGGUCAAUGGCCAAUGUAUACCCGAGAGCAGCAACAUGCAGUCAGUUUUAGCCAGUUUGGAUGCGUCCUGGUAUAUGCAGAGCGAUGAAUUCCAGACGAUGCAUCCCCCUAUGGCGCACUCAUACCCCCACGUCGCCCCUCGCGACAGCGAGCCGUCUCCCACGACCUAUGCGCCGCGGAUCACAUUCCCACCAGGCAAUCCCACUUUCCCUUCCACCUUCUCAGCGCAUCUGGCUGCGUGCGAGUUUUUCAUCAAACAGAACAAGAUAUAUAAGCAGCGUCACCAGCCAGACUCCCACGAGGCCUGGCCGAAACUGGUAUCGAAUAUGGUGAACAUGUUCAUCAACACGGCGUGGCCCGAGAUGCGCGUCUGGUGGGCAUACAUGCAAUCCUCGGCUGCAGUCGAAAAGAUUAUGCGUUGGAGACUCGAUCCGUGUAUGGAGAGCUAUGAGGCAAUGAAAGAAUGUCAUCGACCGACAGCCAUACAGUUGACCGUGGUCCACCCGGCAAUCAUCGACUGGCUAUUUUUCCCUUCAGUCAGAGACCGUGUAGUGGAACUCUACUCAUAUAGCUGGAUGCUGGAUCAGCUCAUGUGCGAGCUGUUGGCAGCCUACGUUGUCGAGGCUGACUUAAGCAAAUUGAUCACCGACCUAGGCGAUGCUUCACCCAAAAGAGGGUAUUUUCGAAUCUGGGAUCUCGUCCGGACAAUUGCUCAAGAAGAUGCAGACGACGGGACAACCACCAAUAUGGACCCUGACAUGGUCUGGCGAGAUCUACCUCUUGGGGUGCCUCUGAGUCUGUUCGAGCUUGACGAAGAUGAAUCCGAGGAAGAGUGGACUCCCAUGUCGCUAGCACAAAUCUUUCACUCUCGAAAAGCAGCGAUCAGACUUUUCAAGCUCCUGCAUAUGGAUGACCGGCAGUCAGUCAGGUUGGAUCCCUUAUUUGCUUUCAAGUAUCCUGAACUUUGCGAUGACCCGAGCAUUUUGGCCCAAGGAAUGGACUGCACGCUCAAGGUCAACAGCGUGCCUGUGCCCCUGCCAAAGCCGUUGACAAGAGCCACUAUCAUGAAAUACAAGAUGAUGCUAUGGAAGACUGUCACCUAGAAAGGGGACUUGUUAUAAUCAUACGAAGUUUUAGCUUCUUGAAACCUUCUAUGGUCUGGUCUAGGUUUGAUUUGACCUUUGGUCUUUGGUUUAACUAAUACAUAAGAAACCCAUUCUGCCUC